This is a messenger RNA of Cyanidioschyzon merolae strain 10D, 2799 nucleotides long. Its product is annotated as K efflux antiporter KEA1. The record is from RefSeq and is a predicted model, not a curated record. Gene Ontology annotation, cellular component: membrane. Gene Ontology annotation, molecular function: antiporter activity. NCBI's taxonomy places the organism in Eukaryota, Rhodophyta, Bangiophyceae, Cyanidiales, Cyanidiaceae. The transcript has a single exon. Gene Ontology annotation, biological process: potassium ion transport; proton transmembrane transport. Bases 1 to 2799 code for a protein of 932 amino acids.
AUGCCAGUUUGGUCACCUUCCGCGUUCAUCCCUCAGGUGAGCCCUCACGGGUCCUGGCUAGCCACUCAAAUAAAGUACGGCCUAGGUAAGGAUCUUGUCUGCGUGAGGAACGGCGUUGCCAAAAGACCAAAACUGCGCAGAGCUAGCCGUGUGCGCGACGGCGGGGCGCUUCCGGUCCGGUUGACAGCAGAGGUCGGUGCUGGUCAGCGUGAACAGGAAUUGGACGCUUUGAUCGUGAGAAAUGGGAGCUCGGGUUUGAGGCACGCCCUGACUGCUGGGCCAAGAGUUGGAUAUGCAAACUUCAAAGAGCUUCUGCUUACCCUCGUUUGUGGCAUGGUUGUCGCACUGGUGCUUUGGCCGACGCGCAGGCCCCGGUUUGUGCACAGUGCGCGAGAAUCAAUAUGGACCAAGGUUCUCUUUUCGUGCAGAUCUUCGGCACUCGGUUCUCGGAGAGAGCCAGUGGCUACUUCACGUCGCGUUGAAGUUCCGAAAAGCCUACUGGCGUGUGCCUCGCCAGCGCCGACCGCGAUACAAACCACGGAUAUCGCGAGCGAGCGAACGCUUCGCGGGAAGCUGAUCAAAGUGGGGCGAGAAGCCACUCAUUUUGAAAUGCAUGAACCUGUCGCAGACGCAUUGGCGGUGCUCAUUGCGACGGUUAUUGUGGUACCGAUCAUGAAGCGAUUGAGAAUGUCGCCGAUCUUGGGGUUCCUUCUCGCUGGGGUGGUCAUGGGCCCGAAUGGUUUGAAAAUUGUGAAGGAAAUCGGUGCGAGCAAAGCCUUGGCAGAGCUUGGAGUUGUCUUCUUCCUUUUCGAAAUGGGACUUGAACUCAGCGUAGCGCGCCUCAAGUCACUGUUUAUGGAUGUGUUUGGUCUAGGUCUUGCACAGUUCGUCGUGACUGGUGUUGCACUCGGAUUCGCUUGUACAAGCGCAGGCCUCGAUAUUCGCGCUGCUUUUGUAGUAGGAGGUGCGCUUGCCCUAUCUUCAUCAGCAUUCGUGCUUCAGAUGCUGAACGAGAGAGGCGAGAUCGGAACGCGCUUCGGCCGCGGUGCUUUUGGCAUCCUGCUGUUUCAAGAUCUCGCUGUGGUGCCGCUUCUUGUUGUAGUGCCGCUCUUGGGCGCCAGUGGAGGCGGCAUGUCGUUGGCGACAGCCUUGAGCGUCGCAGCAGCAAAGGGUCUUAUCGCUCUCGUGAGCAUCUACUUUGCCGGGCAUUUUCUAUUCGAUCCCGUCUUCAAUGCGACUGCCGGGGCGAAAUCGCCUGAGGCGUUCGUCGCCACCAUCCUUGCCACUGUUCUCGGUAUGAGCGCGCUGACCGAAGGCUUUGGCUUGAGCGACACACUGGGGGCAUUUCUCGCAGGCACGCUUCUGGCGGAAACCAGAUAUCGACACCAGAUCGAAGCAGACAUUAUGCCCUUUCGCGGGUUGCUCUUGGGCUUGUUUUUCAUGACUGUUGGCUUCGGAAUCGACAUGCGCUUGCUGGUGGGAAAUCUGCGAGUGGUUCUGCUCCUCAUUCUCGGUGUGUUAGCGCUCAAAGCAGGGAUCAUCACGGCACUCGCUCGACUAUUCGGUUUCAGUUUUGCCAAUUCACAGCGAACCGGUCUCAUUCUUGCCCAAGGCGGUGAGUUCGCGUUUGUCGUCCUCGGACUUGCGCAGCGCAGCAGCGUUCUGGAUCCUGCACUGACCCAGCUUCUCAACCUGGUGAUCGCUUUAAGCAUGGCGUGCACGCCGAUACUUUUCGCUCUGGGACUUCGAAUCGCGUCUGCAAUUGAACAGCGACGAGGGUUAAUCGGCACCCGCUCCGAAGAUGUUAGCGCUGCCAGUGAUUUCGUGCUCGUGGCCGGGUACGGCCGAGUGGGACAAGCGAUUUGUGACAUGCUCAGCGCGCGCUUCAUUCCAUGGGUGGCAUUCGAUACGAGUCCCACACGUGUUAUUGAAGCGAGAAAGAAAGGUCUUCCCGUCUUCUUUGGUGACGCUUGCCGUCCUGAUGUUUUACGGACUGCGGGUGCGGGAAAAGCGCGAGCGAUCGUGGUCACUGUGCGAGAUCCGGAUGCGGCUUUCCGUGCAGUGACCGCCAUUCGCCAGGAAUUUCCCGAAAAACCGGUCUUUGCGAGAGCGCGCGAUGAGCGCCAUCGAAAAAUGCUGUCUAUGGCCGGAGCGACAGCCAUUGUACCCGAGAUUCUCGAAUCCAGUCUCCUUCUCGGAGGAGCCGUCCUUCACGCCUUCAAUGUUCCAGCGGAAGAAAUUUCUCGUCUGAUUGAGGAUGCACGCAAACGUGCCGUCAGCGAAUUCGGACUCGAAAUGUUUGGUGAACUGUCUUCAGAGAAGAUGGGCAUGUGGCGGUACAAGGCGGAAGAGACAUCACGCCAGAGCCCGAAUGGCAGCAUCUCGACAGCAGCUAGUGCAGUGGGCUCUUUACUGGCUGCCGCACCUACUGCACAGGCACAUGGCGACCGAGACGGUGACUUUUCUGAAAGCACAGAUUCUCAGCUGGAAAAUGAAGGUAGAGACAAGUCCCGCUCGACUGAUGAUGAGCAGAACGGAGCCGACUCCGAUGCUGGCCGUGAGCGAAUCCGAGCAGAUACGCAUUUGGACGUAGAAACGAGCGACGAGGAACUCGAGGUCGAUGAGGGUGAGCUCAUCCCGGAAAGCGCCCUUCGCAUGCCUGGACCCAUCACACCGUCAAGCUCCAAACAAGUUCGUCACGAGGAUGAAUAUCCCGAAUACCCUCCGUAUCCACUGGACGAGGACAUUUCGACAACCGGCAGCCCGGCCGACGCACGUCGAGAAGGAGGCAAUUUGUGA